Closterium sp. NIES-67 is the source of this 629-nucleotide messenger RNA. Lineage: Eukaryota; Viridiplantae; Streptophyta; Zygnematophyceae; Desmidiales; Closteriaceae. The record is from the annotation of a GenBank genome assembly.
AUCUGGUAAUGCCGUUCGGACUCACCAACGCACUGGCAACGUUCCAAACCGAAAUGAACCACAUUCUAUGCUCGCUCUUGGAUGAAUGCGUGGUGGUGUACCUGGACGACAUCCUCAUCUACUCGCGCGAAAUGAAGCAGCACGUCGAACACCUGCGACACCCAUGGCAAGUAGUUAGCCUGGACUUCAUAACCGGAUUACCAACUACCACAAGCGGUCUUGACGCUAUCCUCGUCGUCAUCGACAAAUUCUCCAAAAUGGGACACGUCAUCCCGACACACACGACAGCACGCACGGAGGAGACGACACGAGUGUUUGUUCGCUACAUCAUCUCACAGUAUGGCAUUCCAACCACACUCAUCUCCAACCGAGACCCCAAGUUCACCAGCAAUUUAUGGAAGGAACUUAUGUCUCUGCUCGGGACCAAACUUGCCAUGUCAUCCGUCUACCAUCCACAGACAGAUGGACAGACCAAGCACCUCAACCAAAUUGUAGAGCAACUCCUCUGCGCAAAAUGCAAGGACGAAAUCUCUAAGUGGGACUUGCAUCUACCCGUCCUGGAGUUUGCCUACAACAACGCCACUCACGCCGCUACUGAAUAGACGCCGUUCUUUUACUGUUACGGACGC